CUGAGCAUGAUGCCUUACCCGUUCUUCAUUGUAUUGCAGCUGCUGCUAUCUUCUGCUUUUUGCGGCACACACGUGCCGUUACCUAUCAACACAUGGUCGCCGGCUUUCUAUGAUGUCCCCGGCGAGGGCACUGUCUCCGCGCCAGGAGACGGCAGCUCGUCACGUGGAUUCACUGUCUACCGAGACGGCACGCUACUACAGGCCCCCUACUUCCGCUCCGCAUCUACGUCAUCACAGCAGUAUGAAUUUAAACCGUGUCUGCACAUCUUCAGCUUCAGUGGGAACCGCAGCAGCAGUCUGAGCAUGAUGCCUUACCCGUUCUUCAUUGUAUUGCAGAUGAGAUCGACUAGGCGCUCUAGGCGCGGCCCGGCUGGCCCCCCUCACCAGCGGACCGGAUCUUCCGGUGGCAGCUCGCGCCACUAUGCAACUUCGGCGAACGCGCAUCCCAGAGAUGACUUCCCUCCUAGGCCUCGUCACCGUUCUGUUGCAACGUGGACCAUUGUACAUUCCGGACAACCAGUCCCAUGGGCCUCGCGCUCAAGAUGGGCGUCGCAACCCCGGCCUCUGCGUGGCGCCGACCCGUCUUCCGUACCGCAACCAUUUCGAGGUGUAACCAUUGAGGAUCGUCACCCAGCGGAUCCUUUGCUGCCCUAUACAGAGGAAGAAAGACAAGCCUUGUGUCCCAGCUGCGGCGUUCCCAUCAUCCAUCGGGCCACCCAUCUGAGAGGACCCCUCCACCGCGUCCGAAUGGAACUAACCCAGACCAUGAGAGCUCGAGCCACACGGGUCACGGAGUCCGACCUGAGCGCCGCCAUUUCCAUGAUCCAACGUCAUCGGCCGGAGCUCCUGUUGCCCACCGAACCGCGACCUCAGCAACCACGAGCACUGGACACCGACUUGAUCGAUCUUCUCGAGGAAGACAUGCCAGAGAACUGAGUGUGUGCUUCGACUGCUUCAGGAACGGCCUACUUUCGUGCCCGUGGACGCGGCAUGUUUUUCGUUUUUUGUGAGUCCAAUUUGGAGAAGGGGGGAUGUGGGAAACAGAACUUUCCCUGCGAAUUUGUUGUCUCGUCACGCUCUCGGGAACUAUCAUGUGCGGGUUAUCUGCUUUUCGUUAUUCCCGUCACCACGCCGGUGAUAUGUUAUCGUUAUCUGUGAUUGCACGUGCCGCUCUUCGA
Ornithodoros turicata is the source of this 1178-nucleotide messenger RNA. RefSeq lists its product as uncharacterized. The transcript has 2 exons. NCBI's taxonomy places the organism in Eukaryota, Metazoa, Arthropoda, Arachnida, Ixodida, Argasidae. Bases 7 to 936 code for a protein of 309 amino acids. The record is from RefSeq and is a predicted model, not a curated record.